AAUGUCAAACCAUAUUGUCAAAAGUCAAAGUUAUCGAUAUUGAUUGAUUGGCGCCAUUAUUUAUCCGAAUUUUCCUAAGUUAUUACAAUAUUCUGUUUUUGUGCUGCUCGUGUGAAUAUUGCAUAUACCAACAUAAUGGUAUACAAAAAGUGUUGUGUUGGUGGUUGCAAUACAACACAUGAAACGCACCGGCUUUUCAGCUUCCCUAGGAACGAUAAUUUAAGAAAUUUAUGGAUGUCUUUCAUAGUGCCGACAAAUCCCCAGCUCAUUGCACUUUCCAAAGAACAGUUACUUAACAAACAUGUCUGUGAAAAACAUUUUGAUAUAUUUCAGUUCGACAAUGAAGGUAGAAGACUUCGAUACUCUUACCCGUCCUUGCUUACCGACAAUGAAAUAGCUCAUGGUGUGCCUCUAAUUGCAACAGGAUGGGAUGUCACAACUGAACAUAAUUAUUGUAAAGUGCAAGAUGACGAUGAUUUCACAGAAGCUGUGGUAGUGAUUAGAAAGCCUGGAAGUGAUGUUACGAUUGAACACAAUUACUGCAAAGAGCAAAAUGAUUGUUCCAAAUCAUCGGUAGAGAUUGGAUCAUCAGAUGUUGGAAAUUCUCAUGAACAGCCUUCAUGUUCAAAUUUUUCAACUGUUGCAACAGUUGUAGAAAAUAAAGAUACAUUCCUGGAGCAACCUCCAAGUGCAAGUACCAAAGGCAUGGAGAUAGAUGUUCUCGAAGAACUCGUAGGUUCGGUGAAGAAAAUAGUAUCAAGGAAAAGAAAAUUGGUUAAAAUUUUGACUAAUAUUGCAACUGAAACUUUAAGUGACUCAGUAUCACAAAGACUUGAUCAAGCCCAAUCCCUAUCAAGAAAUAAAGACCUUUUGGAAAACUUUUAUUUGUUAAACAAACAAGCGCAGACUUUCUUGUUUAUGCAAUUAAAACAAAUUCAUAAAAGCAAAAUGGCCAGAAGGUUUACCUUAGAUGAAAAAUUAAUGGCGUUGCUCAUAAUGAAACAAAGCCCCAAAAGUUACAAACUAUUAGAAAAAAUGUUUGCCUUGCCUAGUAAACGGACAUUAAAUAGACUUUCUGAGAAGGUUUCAAUACAACCAGGACUCAAUCCAUUAAUAUUUGAACAUAUAUCAAAUACAACCAAAAAAUGGGACACUAAACAAAAGCUAUGUACAAUCGUUUUUGACGAAGUCUCUCUAACACCACAUUUAACUUUUAAUGAAAAAGAUGAUAUAAUUAAUGGGUUUGUAGAUAUAGCUGGAGAGAGAAAACUGAAAUAUUGUGAUCAUGCUUUAGUUUUUAUGCUAAGAGGAAUAUGCUCUCCAUGGAGACAGAGUGUAGCAUUUUAUUUCUGUGAAGGCACAGUAUCAGCAGCAGAGCUGCAAUGCAUUUUAAAACAGAUUGUGCCCCAAGUGAUACGAACUGGGUUAAUACCUUUAGGUCUUGUUUGUGACCAAGGGUCCACAUUUCGAACAGCAAUAAGAAGACUUAGGGAAGAUACAAUUCGUAGGCGGAAUAUUCAAGGUGUUCAUGAUGAUGGAUCGGUUAAUAUUGCUGAUCACGAUUUAAGCAUAUUUUUUGACCCACCUCAUCUCUUAAAGGGUUUAAGGAAUAAUUUUUUAAAUAAAGAUAUAAUUUGGGAAGAAAAAACUGCCUCUUGGAAAGAUAUUGAGUUCAUUUUUGAUUUGGAUAGCAAAUUGGGGCACACAAGGGCACUACCAAAGUUAACGGCUCAUCAUGUUGAUCGCCAAAAGAUCAAAAAAAUGAAGGUCAGCGUAGCUGCUCAAGUAUUUAGUGCUCGAACUGCUGCUAUGCUCAAAUAUACAAAUGCACUCAAUUAUUUUCAUACUGCAAACUCUGACGCAACAAUGGCCACAACAGCAGAAGUUGUUGAAUUCUUCGACACACUGUUUGACAGCGUCAAUGGCUACCCGGGUGGUGUGCAAAGAGGAAAGUUAAGACGAGCGGUUAAACAAAAUUCACAACAUCACACUUUUUGGAUUGAGGCCAUUAAUAAAAUUAAAAAAAUGGUUUUUGUAGACACCAGUAGCAAACACGCUACAAAAGCAGGAAAACCUCGACUUGUGCGAGUGCCAUCCCAACAAGGAUGGAUUACAACUCUUGAAAGUUUUAUAAGGGUCUCCAAAUUGUUAUUUGAACAGUAUAAUGUAGAAUAUUAUUAUCCGAGGAAUAUUAAUCAAGACCCAUUAGAAAAUUUUUUUGGCCGUAUAAGAGCUAUAAAUUAUAGAAAUGUUAACCCAGAUGCAAACACAUUUAUAUAUGCCUUUAAAUCUUUGAUGUUAUCUAACAUGCUUAGUCCACAUUCCAAAUUCUCUAACUGUGAAGAGGAUAAUGGAGAAACAUUAUUAAAUGUUAGUCUUCUUUUUAAAAACCUUCAUAAUAAUAAAGAAAAUGACUCGGAAAACACUGUCAGUGUUUCGCGAGAUCUCCCAUCUUGUUCACAAGCAAGUUCAAGAGAAAAGUUGCUGGUGAAUGAUGUAGUCAUGGAAAAAAUCAAAGUCCACUGCUCAGCUUACACUGCUGGAUACAUUUGUCGGAAAAUAACGAGAGCGAUUCGUUGUAAGGAUUGCAUCAAAACAUAUAUUAGCAGUACGGAGACAAACAUUCACUCUUACAUUAAAUUUAGAGAGUAUAAAUUGUUAAAAAAUAAUAAUUUGGCAUACCCUAACGAAAAAUUCCUUAUCUUGUACAGGGAUGGUACUCACUUUAUUCAUAACUAUUUGAAUUAUAGCUGUAUUGGAAGUAAUAUAAAAAGUAAUUUGAAAAGAAAAAUAUUGAGCACUUUGAGUUUUUCCUGCCUAGGGUGUGAUAAGCAUGCCUUAAUUGUAAAAAACUUUUUCACCAAUAUUUUAAUUAGAUUACAUGGACACAAUUGGUGCAACAUAAACAAUAAAAUAUUGAAGGGUGAUAUUGAUGAAAAAUAUGUAUCUAAAAUGGGUGAACCCCAAAAAUUGGCCUUAAAGAAGUAUAAAAGUCUUAGGUU
Parnassius mnemosyne (clouded apollo) is the source of this 3002-nucleotide messenger RNA. The record is from the annotation of a GenBank genome assembly. NCBI's taxonomy places the organism in Eukaryota, Metazoa, Arthropoda, Insecta, Lepidoptera, Papilionidae.